Molecule: messenger RNA, 1942 nt
Organism: Epinephelus moara (kelp grouper)
Lineage: Eukaryota; Metazoa; Chordata; Actinopteri; Perciformes; Serranidae
Gene: ddx55
Product: DEAD (Asp-Glu-Ala-Asp) box polypeptide 55
Exons: 14
Coding region: 100-1899 (599 amino acids)
Cellular component (GO): nucleolus
Molecular function (GO): ATP binding; nucleic acid binding
Source: RefSeq, a predicted model, not a curated record
AAACAUCGACGCACCCGGAAGCAGGAGCAACGUGGGGAGCGAGCGGAGCGGCGGCUAACACCGUUAGCUUCAAACUGAGUUUAAUGUUAAAUAUCCAACAUGGAGAACACGACAGACGGCACGUGGGACAGUUUACCUGUCAAACUAAACGACGGGAUUUUACAGACGCUCCGGGAAGUGAAGUUCACGUACAUGACACCUGUUCAGUCUGCCUGUAUCCCGCUGUUCAUGAGCAACAAAGAUGUGGCUGCUGAGGCGGUGACUGGCAGCGGAAAGACGCUCGCUUUUGUGAUUCCCAUCAUCGAGCUGCUGCUCAAGAGAGAAGAGAAGCUGAAGAAGAUGCAGGUUGGAGCCCUGGUGAUCACUCCCACAAGAGAACUGGCUCUUCAGAUCAGUGAAGUGAUGGAGCAGUUCCUGCAGAAGUUUCCACAGUUUACGCAGAUUUUACUGAUCGGUGGCAGCAACCCCAUCGAGGAUGUGGAGAAGUUCAAAGAAAAAGGGGCCAACAUUGUGAUCGCGACACCGGGCCGUCUGGAGGACAUGUUCAGGAGGAAGUCAGACGGUCUGGACUUGGCGAGCUCAGUCAAGAGUCUCGAUGUGCUGGUCCUCGAUGAGGCUGACAGACUGCUGGACAUGGGCUUCGAGGCCAGUCUGAACACCAUCCUGGGCUACCUCCCCAAACAGAGGCGCACAGGCCUGUUUUCAGCCACUCAGACUCAGGAGCUGGAGAAGCUGGUGAGAGCCGGCCUCAGGAACCCUGUACGCAUCACUGUCAAAGAGAAAGGCGUCGCUGCCACCGCCGUCCAGAAGACUCCCUCCAGACUCUCCAACUACUACACUAUGUGUCGAUCAGAGGAUAAGUUCAACAACCUGGUGGCGUUUCUACGGCAACGCAAGCAGGAGAAGCAUCUGGUCUUCUUCAGUACGUGUGCGUGUGUGGAGUACUACGGUCGAGCUCUGGAGACUCUGAUCAAGAAGGUUACCGUCUGCUGCAUCCACGGCAAGAUGAAGAACAAACGCAACAAGAUCUUUGCAGACUUCAGGGCCCUGAAAAGUGGGAUCUUGGUGUGCACAGACGUCAUGGCCAGAGGUAUUGAUAUCCCUGAUGUGAACUGGGUGCUGCAGUACGAUCCUCCCAGCAGUGCCAGUGCCUUCGUACAUCGAUGUGGACGCACAGCACGAAUUGGCAAUCAGGGCAACGCUCUUGUCUUCCUGCUGCCGAUGGAGGAGUCCUACGUCAGCUUUCUGUCCAUCAACCAGAAAUGCCCACUGGAGAAGAUGGUCCUCACAGGUGAAGUCGUGGACGUGCUGCCCAAAGUGCAGGCCAUGGCUCUGGCAGACCGAGCCAUGUUUGACAGAGGCAUGAGAGCCUUCGUGUCGUACGUCCAGGCCUACGCCAAACACGAGUGCAGCCUCAUCUUCAGGAUCAAAGAUCUGGACUUUGCGUCCUUGGCCCGCGGCUUCGCCCUCCUGCGCCUGCCGAAGAUGCCCGAGCUGAGGGGGAAAAAGUUCCCUGAUUUCAUCGAGACGACGGUGGACACAGAAACCAUCCGCUACAAGGACAAGCACAGGGAGAAACAGAGGCAGAAGAUGCUGGCCGAGCUGAAAGAACAAGACAAGACGCCCUUACCCAGAAAGACCUUCAUCAAGAACAAGGCCUGGUCCAAGCAGAAGCUCAAGAAGGAGCGCAGGAGGAAGAGGUCGGCCAAGAGGAAGCACGAAGAGGGCUCUGAUGUGGACGACGAGGACAUGAAGGAGCUUUUAAAUGACACUCGCCUCCUCAAGAAACUAAAGAAGGGGCAGAUCAGCGAGGAGGACUUUGAGAAACAGAUAACGAGUGGACCAAAAUACAAAACAGAAGGGCUGUUGCUGGACGGCUCGGGGGACGAAGAGGUGUGAUCGGCUGUGUUCAACUUGUACAAUUUAAUAAAACCUUUGACAU